Molecule: messenger RNA, 2608 nt
Organism: Hypoxylon fragiforme
Lineage: Eukaryota; Fungi; Ascomycota; Sordariomycetes; Xylariales; Hypoxylaceae
Exons: 2
Coding region: 149-2497 (782 amino acids)
Source: RefSeq, a predicted model, not a curated record
UAGUAGCAAUACUCUUCACUUGUAUUGUUCAUUAUUGACCACAACGGCAAACAAGCUUGGCUUGCUCAGUGGCCUCAAUCCUAAUAUUUACCGUUGACUCAGUCAUCGAUAUAACGGUUGUAUCGAGUCUUCCUGUCUCGCGUUCAUAAUGGACGCCAUUACUUCUACUGAAGUUGUCGGCCCAGGCUGGCGCCCGCGACAUGUGCCCAUUGAGAUCUUUGUCAUGAUCGCCAAGCACUUGCCUCGCAAAGAUGUUGCCAAAAUGCGACUUGUCAACCGCGAGUUCAACAUGAAGUUGACUUGCUUCUACCUCCGACGUAUCGUUCUCCGCGUUGGACCGGAGCUCAGCAUGCGAUUUGACCACGGCCAUUACGAGAAGCAGAGCCUGAAAUCCCUUGACAAACUUAUCGACACCGAGACGUUCCUGGCCUUCGCGCCUGACAUCUUCCGAUUCGGACUUGCCCUCGAGCUGAGCGAGAGCGAGAUCGCCAGCCCGAUCGACGGCGAUCUCGAAGAUGUCGAGAUCCGCCCUUGGGGCAUCUUCCGCUGGCCCGCCAAGAAGGACUUUGCCAUCGACUCGGCUCUCGAGAAGUUUACUCAGUCCAUUGAGAAGAUGCAGGGCGGUGCGUUCCGCAUCAUGGAGAGCCUGCACAAUGUCCGAGAGCUUGCCCUGUCCUGUAACGGAGGCUUGGGCUAUCUCCAAGGCCCUGACAUCAACCCUCUUCAGCCUCCCGGACCAGGCCCCAUCUUUGGCGGCUCCAACGUCGCGCGAGACACUCCUAUCACGGACCUCGGCGUCGAGUUUGAUAAGCCGUAUCGAGUCGAGAUGCUGGAGCGAAAGCUCGCGGCUCAGGGCGUCGAUCCUUCCGAGAUGUCAGACAUGAUCUUGAGCCUCAUUCUCCGAGAGGGCGGCAACGCGAAGACUUGGGCACGCGACGAGCGCCAGCCGACCUAUCUUCCCAAGAACCGCUACCCGGGCCGAGACGUUGCUCGCGAAUUCCGACUGAACGACAAGAUCCGUCUACAGCCCGACCAGCUGACGGAAACACAGAAGCGAUACUUGCACAAGCACCUGUCCGCUCAGCAAGCCGUCAUCCAGUCUUUCCAGAUGACCAUCAUCGGUCGAAGCCAUGUCUUCCAGAACUUGGCCAAGCUCAACAUCGCACGGAUCCCGAGCUUCUUCAUCCACUUGUUGUGCCACGACCAUUUUUGGGACGCGAUGCCACAGCUGUCCGAGGUCGCACUGGGCGUCGUGCCAGACUGGCGAGAGCUGGAGCAGUUUGACAAGUACACCGUUGUGGCCCGGCAGGUCUAUCCCACUCAGGCUAUCCCCAAGGUCGUUCAUUUGUUGCGCAACUACAUCGGCAAGCGGCCACGGAUCACGCACCUUCACUUCGAGUGGCUGUGCGGUGGCGAACUCGCACCUGGAUACGCCCAACGCGGCUGUUUUGUCCUGCCAGCGCCGUUCCUGCUGGAGCAUCGCCAGGUGAUCAAUUCGUCUCGGUCAAACAUUCUCGUGCUUCCGCACAUCACCCACUUGUCGCUGAAGAACUGCUGGUUCGCGCCCAACAUCUUCUAUCGCAUCAUGUAUCUGAUGUCCAAGGAGCACGUCCUCGAGUCACUGGAGCUUGAGACCGUCUCACUCUCUGGCCCACCCAUCAUGCGCCAACUUAUGGAUGAUACGGACAUAUUGCCUGGUGAUGAGGCGGAUAACAAUAAUAAUCCCGCGGCGCAGAAUGCCGGUCCACCGGCUCACUAUCCCCUUCGCCUGCCUCUGUAUCUGUCUUGGAGCUCCGUCAUCGACAUGCUGACGCCCAACGUCACGAUCAAGCAGCUCGCCUUCCUGGAGAAAAUGGGCGGUAUCGCGCCGCCAAUGGUGAUCAAGAAGGAACUAAAGCUGAAACGACUGUCCUUCAAGUCCUGCGGAUAUGUCACGAUCCACGACAAGCGCUUCAUCUCGGAACGCCGCUUCCUGCAGCUGCCGCACCGCAUGAGGCCAAACCACCUACCCCCCGUGGCGCAGCUGGUCGGCGACAUGUUGGCGGACGGAGGCCUGCGCAUGCCCCGCCGCCAAGGGCCCGGGUCUGGGCAGCAGUUCCAGCAGCCCAACCUCGACCGCCACCUGGCGCGCAUCUACAACCACAUGGACCCGUGGGAGAUGGCGAACAUGAACGAGGUCUUCGGCUUCACCAACACCUGGCACGGUGUCUACGACGAGGCCAUGAUCGCCGCCGCGCGCCGCGACGGCGUCGUUUCCCCCGGCCUCGGCCGCUUCUCCGGCGUCAUCGAGUACGAGCCCGACUCCGACAUCUACGCCGGCGGCGGAGGAGGAGGAGCAAACGCGGAGCCCAGUGACCCCGUCGACUACAACAAUCACGCUGAUUUCUUCGACCGCCACUACGACGACAGCACCCAUCUCAACACUAUCAUGUGCACGCUCGAGAGAAUCGCGGGCUAUGAUACGCCCAUGGGUGGCGGCGCCCUUGGCGAGGCUUGAGCGGUCAUCGUCAUUUCGGUGACUUUGGGCUGUAUAUGAUUACGAUAACCUGACGCCCAAAUAUGAUGAAAUUGGCCUGAAACACACUAGGAAGAGAGAGGGAGGGAGAAA